Momordica charantia (bitter melon) is the source of this 1975-nucleotide messenger RNA. It is a transcript of the gene CXIP4, whose product is annotated as CAX interacting protein 4. Gene Ontology annotation, molecular function: zinc ion binding; nucleic acid binding. Lineage: Eukaryota; Viridiplantae; Streptophyta; Magnoliopsida; Cucurbitales; Cucurbitaceae. The record is from RefSeq and is a predicted model, not a curated record.
GAUAAAUUACAAAAGCAUUUUAUUUCCACGGCUCCUACGGUAUCGUCGUCCCCGAUCUGGUCACAGAACUUUCCAUCUUUCUCUCGAAACUGCCGGCGCCAGCGCCAGCGCCAAAAACCCUCGUCUCUCGAAUUGGAAGGCCCUUCGUCUCUCGCGCUCCGCUAGCUCAGUCUCUAUCUCUCCGACGGUCGCCGCUCGCCGGAAGUUAAGGCCUGACCUUGCGUUCGGUGUGGCCUCUAUCCAAUUAGGGUUAAGUAUUGGGGAAUUUUGCCGGAAAGAACCUACCGCUCUCGAAUUGAAAGCCGUCGGUCUAUCGCACUCUUUUUCAGACAGUCGCCGCUCGCCAGAAGCACGGGCCUUGCCUCUCUCUAACUAGGGUGAUAAUUGGGGAAUUUCGUUCCGUCUGCAAACUGCAGGACGAAAUUGCGAGAGAGUGAGGAAAAGGAAAGAAAUUAUUUGCGAGAGAGUGACGACCAUCUACGAACGACGCCGGCGGUCCUGACGGCAGCGGCGGAUUUUCCAGAUCUACAACCCCCUUCCAGCGAUUCUUCUCCCGGCAGUGGCAGAUCCUUGACAUCCAGAUCCGGCGAUUGUAAAUAAGGCCUUUUACCUCUGAGUAGUUGAUUUUUCCUCAGCGUUUGAUUCCCAAGUCUCAAGAUGCCAGCCACAGCUGGAAGAGUUCGCAUGCCUGCGAACAAUAGGGUACAUAGUAGUGCUGCCCUACAAACGCAUGGUAUAUGGCAGAGUGCAAUUGGGUAUGAUCCAUAUGCACCCAACAAGGAUGAUAACAAGAAUUCUGCACAACCAAACACGGCUAGCUCUGAGCCAGAAGCAGAGAAUGCAUAUGCAAGCUUUCAGGGUCUUCUUGCACUUGCUCGCAUAACUGGUUCCAAUGCCAAUGAGGUUCGUGGUGCUUGCAAGAGAUGUGGACGUGUUGGACACCUUAGCUUUCAGUGCAGGAAUUUCUUGAGUGUUAAGAAUGAUAAGGAGAAAGACCCAGAGGCUAUCCAGGCUGAUGUUAUGUCUGAGCUGGAUAAAUUAAAAGGAAAUAUAGGUAAGGGGAAAGGUGCAGUUGAGAGUGAUGAGGAGAGUGAGGAGGAUGAGAGUGAAAGUUCUGACUCGGAUGUCGAUUCAGAGAUUGAAAGGAUUAUUGCUGAAAGGGGAGGGAAAAAAGGGAGUGGUAAGAAAAGAUCAUUGAAAAGAAAGGAUGAUUUGGUUGAUGAUGGAUCAGGUUCAGAUUCGAGAGAGAAGAAGAGGGGGAGGUCAAAAAGGAGGAGCCGAAGAAGAGAAUCUGAUGAUUCAGAUGACAACAGAAGGAAGAGGAGAAAGGAGAAGCACAGGAAAAGAGAUGACUCAUCGGAUGAGGGUGAAAAACUUAAGCGACGUCAUAGGAAGAGUAGAAAAGAGAAGAGAAGGAGAAGAAGCCAUAGGUAUUCUGAUGACUCUGAUUCUGAUACAUCUGAGGAAUCUCAUGGAAGGCACAAACACAAGAGUAGAAAGGCAUCAUUAACUGAUUCUGAAGCUAGCAGCUCUGAUGAUACAAGGGGCAGGGCAAGGAAGCGCUCUGAGAAGAGGAGUAGGAAACACCGUCGAGAGGUGGAUGAAUAGCCAAAUAGUAGCAAAAUUGGUGUGAGAUGAUGGAUAUCGUGAUCACCCUGGUAGCUGUGGAUUUACCAAUAAUAAACCCAGCCAUUGUUGGUUCAUUGACAAGAUCACGGUUGAAAUUUAUUAUUGUAUUGCAUUUCAUAAAACCUGUAGUCUGUCGUGUGUGCCUUUUCAAUAUGUGUAUUAUCCCAUUGAUUUCCAAAUCGAAAUGCAAGAAGAAUCACGAAAAGACUGAAUAGUUUGUUUGGGAAGUUGAAGAGAACAGAAUUUCUUUUCAAUCACGUAUGGCUCUUUGUUGACAUUUUCUAAUUUCUUAAUUGGAUUCGGAAUUUGUAACUUUAUGGAAUUUAACACUCGCUAUUUGAUCUUA